GCCCCUAUGCAGCUGCAAGAAAUACUCAUUCUUCUGUGCAGACUCUUUCGCAUAUUCUUCUUCUUCCUCUUCUUCGUCGUCGUCUUCAUUUUCAUACCCAAUCUUGUUCUUCUUUUUCGCAAGAUGGGAGUUCAGCGACGUCAAGAACUCUCUGAAGACAAUGGGCCUGCUGAAAAUGCUAGCUCCGGUAAUUCUUUUAACCCGGGUGAUAUUGCUAGUGUGUCUGCUAACAGCAAUCCAAGUUUAAAUACUGAAAGCAGUGAAGUUAAUGAACCUGGUGGUAUUUCUUGUAAGAAAAGUAAUAUCCGACAUAUCUAUAGACAAGAUGUUGUGAAGAAUAAUAGCAGUGGCAUGAUAGGGAUUGUGACAGAAGUUGCUGGUGAUUCGGAUUCGGAUUCAGAUAGCAGCAUCACUGAUGAUGAGGAUGAUAGUGAGGAUGAGGAUGGUGAUGUUGAGGAAGGCGAUGACAGUAAUAAUGCUAGCAGAAAUUCCGAGAGGAAUGGUGCUGCUGGGGAUUGUAAAACUGGUGCUCUUCUGGCUGACCAGCUGCGUGUACUCUGGAUGGACGAAUCUGAAUCCACCCAAAAUUUCAGUGACGUAGAAGUUGUUGAUCGUGGAUUUUUACAUGGGGAUUUUGUUGCUUCCGCAUCAGACCCCACUGGGCAAGUGGGUGUAGUCGUUGACGUCAAUAUGUGUGUGGAUCUGUUGUCCCAUGAUGGAUCUAUAAUAAAAGAGGUCUCAUCGAAAAACCUAAAGCGUAUUAGGGAUUUCACUGUUGGGGAUUAUGUGGUGCUUGGGCCCUGGCUAGGAAGAAUUGAGGAUGUUUUGGACAAUGUAACUGUCUUAUUUGAUGAUGGUUCAGUUUGUAAGGUCUCCAAAGCAGAUCCAUUGAAUCUUAAACCAAUUUCUAAGAAUAUUCUUGAAGAUGGUCAUUUCCCUUAUUACCCAGGGCAACGUGUAAGGGCUAGCUCUUCAUCAGUCUUCAAGAAUUCAAGGUGGCUGUCUGGCUUGUGGAAAGCAAAUAGGUUGGAAGGUACUGUCACUAAGGUUACAGUUGGAUCAGUGUUUGUUUAUUGGAUAGCUUCCGCAGGUUAUGGACCGUAUUCUUCUACUGCCCCAGCUGAGGAGCAGAGUCCCAAAAACUUAAAAUUGUUGUCUUGUUUUGCUCAUGCAAAUUGGCAAUUGGGCGACUGGUGUCUCUUACCCUCGUCAGCACUGUCAUCCUCAGUUUCCACGGAGAAAAGCAUAUCAAAAUUGGAACUUAAUGAUUCUAUUAACAAUGAAUUAGAUUCUAAUCAGACAGGAAGUGGGUGUGACUCAGAAGAAGCUACAGUUGAGGAAUCAAAUGGGAAUAAGAAUGCUAUGGACCUUGAUCCAGUGGAUGCUUUGGAAGGGAAUUGUGGAAAUGAUAGAAGCAAUCCUUCACGUGAUUCUAGUUCAUGUGGUAGUUCUCUCUCUGUAUCAAAGGACCCUGUGCAUGAAGUUUGGCCUCUUCACCGCAAGAAAAUAAGGAAAGUUGUCAUCAGGAAAGAAAAGAAGGCUCGAAAGAAAGAGGAAAGUUUUGAGAAAGCUCUUUUGAUUGCCAACACAAGGACAAGGGUUGAUGUUGCAUGGCAGGAUGGAAAAAUAGAGUGUGAACUGGAUUCUACAAGUUUAAUUCCUAUCGAAAAUCCUGGUGAUCAUGAAUUUGUUUCGGAGCAAUACGUGGUGGAGAAGACCGCUGAUGAUGGUGAGGAUAUUUGUGAAACUAGGAGAGUUGGGGUGGUGAAAAGUGUUAAUGCCAAGGAGCGGACAGCUUGUGUGAGGUGGUUAAAAACAGUUGCCAGAGCAGAAGAUCCUCGAGAGUUCGACAAUGAGGAAGUUGUAAGUGUGUAUGAGCUAGAGGGCCAUCCAGAUUAUGACUACUGCUAUGGGGAUGUGGUUGUUCGGCUGUCACCUGCGUCUGUUUGUUUAGAAACAGCUUUUGUUGGAGAGUCCAUUGAGAAAUCAAAGCAGAAAAAUGAAGAAAGUGGAAUUAAAAAGGAAGCAAAUAACCAAACAGGUAACAGUAAAGUAGAAAAUGUGUCUGGUGGUGAAACUUGUGUGGAGUUCUCAGACCUAUCUUGGGUUGGAAAUAUAACUGGCCUUAAGAAUGGUGAUAUUGAAGUUACUUGGGCUGAUGGGAUGGUGUCAACGGUUGGACCCCAAGCAAUCUAUGUGGUUGGUCGAGAUGAUGAUGAUGAAUCAAUUGCUGCUGGGAGUGAAAUAAGUGACGCUGCAAGCUGGGAAACUGUUAAUGAUGAUGAAAUGGAAGUCCUUGAGGAUUCCAGAGAGGAUACUGAGAGGGAAAAAUCAAGCAGCAUUACUUCUGAGGCAGAAGAGAGUGGAGAGAAUGACUUUGGUAGGGCUGCAGCACUUUCUGUUCCCCUAGCAGCAUUUCGAUUCGUCACCAGACUCGCCUCUGGAAUAUUCUCAAGGGGCCAAAGGAACGUAGAUCCUGUUCACUUGCAGUCGAAAGGUGAAAGUGAAUGUACAUCACCAUUAGUUAGUGAUGAGUCUAGUUCUCAGAAAUGCAUUGCCAUUCAUGGUGACAAUUCGGACAAUAAGAGUGGAAGAAAUGAGGAAGUUGUUCCAGAAGCAUCUGAAAUUUUGGAAGCAUCUGAGACACUAUGUAGCUUGAGGAACGAAGAUGCGGGUGCAAGUUGCGACAAUGAUGCUUGCAGUUUGAAACAUUUUGACAUUACUAAAGAUCCUUCAGACCAUUAUUUUAUUGGUGCAAAUGGACAGAGUAACAACAGAAAAUGGUUUAAGAAGGUGCAACAAGAUUGGAGUAUACUGCAGAAUAACCUUCCUGAGGAAAUCUAUGUACGAGUUUAUGAAGAUAGAAUGGAUCUCUUGAGAGCAGUUAUUGUUGGGCCAUAUGGGACCCCUUACCAAGAUGGGCUCUUUUUCUUUGAUUUUCACCUACCGCCAGAGUACCCUGAUGUUCCACCGUCGGCAUACUAUCAUUCUGGUGGUUGGCGUGUUAACCCUAAUUUGUAUGAGGAAGGGAAGGUUUGCCUUAGCCUUCUAAAUACAUGGACAGGCAGAGGAAAUGAAGUAUGGGAUCCAAAAUCUUCGAGCAUCCUUCAAGUCCUAGUUUCACUGCAAGGGUUAGUACUGAACUCUAAGCCUUACUUCAAUGAAGCUGGGUAUGAUAAGCAGAUUGGAACAGCCGAAGGAGAGAAAAAUUCAUUAUCAUACAAUGAGAAUACAUUUUUGCUGAACUGCAAGACUAUGAUGUAUCUUAUUCGGAAACCCCCCAAGGAUUUUGAAAUGCUCAUCAAAGAACACUUUAGGAGUCGUGGUCAUAACAUCCUAAAGGCUUGUGAUGCAUAUAUGAAAGGUUACUUGAUUGGCUCGCUAACUAGAGAUGCCUCUGUAAGUGAAAAGAGCAGUCAGAAUUCAACCUCUGUGGGUUUCAAGUUGAUGUUAGCCAAGAUAGUGCCCAAGCUUUUCUUGUCACUAAGUGUGGUUGGAGCUGAUUGCGAGGAGUUUAAGCAUCUGAAAGAAUUAUAGCAAAGUUAUAAAGAUACAUGACCUCUUUAAAGCUAACAACAGGGUUUGCUGACCCUGCCCAAAUUUAAAAUUUGAAGGUACCAACAAGUGUAAAGGUUCUCAUGUGUUGUCAGUGUUUUGAUUUUCUACGAUUAAAACCUUCCAUUUCUGUUGUUUAAAAAACCAAUUCACUUCUAGGAGCUUGAAGGAACAGAACCAAUUCAUUUCUCCUGAGAAAAGCAACCACUGACGGAGCAGGGCUGGAUUGAUGUAGAGGGGAGGCAAUGUGGGUUACUAACUUGUAUGUUAUUUACUUUUUU
Messenger RNA from Gastrolobium bilobum, 3836 nucleotides. Its product is annotated as probable ubiquitin-conjugating enzyme E2 23. Bases 7 to 3537 code for a protein of 1176 amino acids. The record is from RefSeq and is a predicted model, not a curated record. Lineage: Eukaryota; Viridiplantae; Streptophyta; Magnoliopsida; Fabales; Fabaceae. The transcript has 8 exons.